GACUACAUUUCUGCUAACUGUUGAGUCUCAACAUCGCGGAGGAUUGGUGAAAUAAUGGUGUUGGGCUUCUUCAAGCAAACGGCCGACUUUGUGACCGACUCGGUUACAAGUCCUCAAACCCAGCGACCUUUUUUGGCUGUUGCAGGGACUUCAAUUACGUUAGGUUUGGCUCUCGGCGCAAUAUGGGCAUUUGAAAGGUCUCCACCAAAGAUCAUCCCAUCACCUUUGAAGGCUGUUCAAUCUGCAGCACUGAACAAGGAUGGAGAAUUGCCAGUGCUUCCUUUAGAUGUUUUGCCUGGCGCCCGCGAUGUCUCUACGCCUUAUGGCUCGAUCCGAGUGUACGAAUGGGGCCCAGAGGAUGGACACAAGGUCCUCCUUGUUCAUGGGAUCUCCACCCCAUGCGUCUCGCUGGGAGGCCUAGCUCAUUCUUUGGUUGACAGGGGAUGUCGGGUGAUGACUUUCGAUCUCUUUGGAAGAGGGUUUUCUGAUACCCCCGGUGAUAUUCCUCAAGAUGACCGACUGUUUUCUACCCAGAUUCUCCUAGCUCUUGCUUCAUCGCCUCUAUCGUGGACUGGUUCUUCAUCCGGCAAAUUCUCUCUCAUUGGUUAUUCACUCGGCGGCGGUAUUACUGCCGCCUUCGCUUCGCAUUUCCACGACUUGCUUUCGUCUCUGGUUCUUCUUGCACCGGCAGGCUUGAUGCGCGAAUCUCACGUUGGCUGGCAGACUCGUCUUCUGAAUGCUAAGGGCUUGCUCCCGGAGAGCGUCAUUAGCAGCCUUGUCAAAGGACGACUGAAAGCUGGUCCGCUGGUCAAGCCGAAGAAGGACAAUGGCUCGCAGAAUGAGACCGUUGGUGUUGAAGCUGCCCUUACCGAAGAACUUACUGCUUCUCCGCAACAAGUGCUUUCCCGAACUUACCCGUCGCUCAAGACUGCAGAAGCCGUGGCUUGGCAGAUAGAGAAUCACGACGGAUUUAUUCCAGCAUUUAUUUCCAGUAUGAGGCAUGGCCCAAUCUUGCAGAAAUCACAGCUAGAUAACUGGAAGAGGCUGGGCAGUUUCCUUUCUCAACGCAAACGAGAAGGCGCUGGCACCGGUCUUGCCCAUGACAAGGUCUUAGUUGUACUAGGAGAAACCGACAAUGUCAUUUUCAAAGACGAUACCGUCGAGGACGUGACACAUGCGCUGGAAGGGAACGCACAAAUUACAUAUUUCGACAUUGGACACGAGUUCCCAAGCGUCAAAUAUGAAGAGCUGGCCACCCAGCUCAUUGAGUUUUGGAAAUAGAUAACCAUAUAGAUUGUGUGGAUUUUUGGGUUAACUCGACUUUAUGUACGCUUUCCGAUACAUAUCAAUUAUACAAAUGUUUUUUGAGCCUUUCAUGACCCAUGCAUACUUCAUCAGAAAUGAACUCUCCCAUGAAUUCAAUAGGUCGUGCUUCAAGUGACACCAUCAACCUUCGAUCUCCUACCUCAUCAACUUCUCAAUAUCGGCAAUUUGUUCCUCCAAACGGGUCCCGUGGAGUUCGCGGUCUGAAAUCCGCACCGGGAGAU
This is a messenger RNA of Talaromyces stipitatus ATCC 10500, 1547 nucleotides long. RefSeq names its product alpha/beta hydrolase family protein, putative. The transcript is spliced from 2 exons. NCBI's taxonomy places the organism in Eukaryota, Fungi, Ascomycota, Eurotiomycetes, Eurotiales, Trichocomaceae. The record is from RefSeq and is a predicted model, not a curated record. The coding region runs from base 55 to 1281 and encodes 408 amino acids. Gene Ontology annotation, biological process: regulation of lipid storage. Gene Ontology annotation, cellular component: endoplasmic reticulum.